GGAGCGGUUUAAAGGGAUAUGUGCCAAACAGGGGAAAGUGAGACUAGCACGAUGAUCGGCACGGACGAGUUGGGCCGAGCGGCCUUGCGUCUUAAUCUAUGUCUCUAUGUAUUAUUUUCUAUGAAUCUGUUUUAAAAGCAGGAGUUAUAUGGAACCUUUAUCCGUAGGGGAUGCACCAAGGUGCUGCUGACAGAGUUGGUCUUGGCUGAGCUCGGUUCUGCAGCGUUGGGAAGGAGACUACAUAAAUGCAAGCGGUUGUUGUUGGCGUUUCUCCCCAGUGCCUUCUCUUUGGCUGCCGAGGCUCGGAAUCCUCGCCCUCGUCCCACAGCAGACACUGCCCCGCUCCCACAGCACUUCCUCUCCCGCCUGCCCACCAGUCGCAGCCUCGGCCGCGCUGCCUGAUCGUUUCUGGCAGCGGGAUUGCGAGCGGGGACCGGAUCGGGGUCAGACGACGGCAGCCGGCGACUGAGGAUCGCGGCGCCCCCGCCGCGGGACCAUGUGGCCGUUCUACCUGUUGGUGGCCUCCGUGGAAGGCCAGCUAAUUCCUGGGAGCAACUUUACCAAUGAGUGCAACAUUCCGGGGAACUUCAUGUGCAGUGACGGCAGGUGUAUUCCCGGGGCCUGGCAGUGUGACGGCCAGCCAGACUGCUUUGACAAGAGUGAUGAAAAGGAGUGUCCAAGAGUCAAAUCCAAAUGUGCUCCAACCUUUUACCCCUGCGCCAGCGGCGUGCAUUGUAUUAUCGGGCGUUUCCGGUGUAACGGAUUUGAGGAUUGUCCAGAUGGCAGUGAUGAGGAAAACUGCACAGCAAAUCCCCUGUUAUGUUCAACAGCCCGUUUCCACUGUAAGAAUGGAAGGUGUGUCGACAAGAGCUUCCUUUGUGACGGAGUGAACAACUGCCAGGACAAUAGUGAUGAAGAUGACUGUGAGAUCUCACCAGACGACAGCCCGGCUGGGGGCCACGACUACGUGACGUCCGACGUGCGGAUAUUCCCGUACUACCCCAGCGUGGUUUUCGCCAUCAUCGGCAGCUCCGUGGUGUUCGUCCUGCUGAUGGCGCUGAUGGCCAUGGUGCUGCACCACCACCGCAAGCGCACCAACCUGGUGGGCCACGUGACGCCCCCCCUGCAUCGCCUGCAGCACCCGCUGCUCCUGUCCCGGCUGGUCAUCCUUGACCGCACCCAUCACUGCAACGUCACCUACAACGCCAGCAGCGGUAUCCAGGUCACCGCCAGCUCCAUGUACCACCAGCCCCUGGCCACAGAAGAGGUGCCGCCCUCCUACUCUGAGGCUGUGCUAGAACGGAGCAGGCCACCAUGGUUUGACCUCCCACCGCCUCCAUACCUCUCAGACACUGAGAUCCUCAGCCAUCCUGAACUGCCACCUUACCGUUCCAGGGCAGGGAGCACCUUGAGCUCUCAUCAUUCGAGCAGCCUGCAGGAGAGCACCGAAAUCAGAGACUGCCUGCUCGGCACCAGAUCACGAGAAGAACCGUGAUCAAAGAGCCAUGCUGUAGGACAGCAGUUGUGUUCUUGCACUAGCUGACACUUAAAGGCACACUUGUUGAAGGAAUCGACUCAAGAAGCAAAGAAAAAAACAGAGACUUUUAAUUGUUUUGACUUGUUUCAUCUCUUCAUUGUGAAGGAAUGACUGAGACCUGGAUGAAUGGUAAAAUCCAGUUGCCUUCAGAUGUUUGGCCCUGGGGAGCUACUUUUUGGGGUGACCAUGUAAAUGAUCUUGGGCGCGGGCAGCCUUUUGGGGGCCAGUGCCGAAUACAUUGUGAAGUAACCCAAAGCCUGGAUAGGAAACCUAAAUCAAUAAAUGCAAAAAUAGUAAGUUUUGAGAUGUAUGUUUACCAGGGGGUCGCUGCUGCAGAUCCUGAGGCACAUACAUCUACGAUAACCAAGUGGCAGGCACCAGCACAUGUCCAACUCACUGGAGAGCCUCAGGCAAUGUAGUGGGGCAGAAAGGAAACGAGCAGAAUUGUGCCGAUGUUACAUCUGUGGACGCUUGGUCCAUUGCAACUCAAAAGCUAAAAAAAACGUCGGUACUUUCUGCUCCUGGUAUUCAGCUGACUGCAUGCCAGUGGUCAUCUGCUGUUUUGUUGAACUGUGAGCCUCUUUCCUCUCUCUCACCCUGAGCUGAAGUGUGGCUGACCACAUCCAGUGAGUCCUCAAGGUGAUUUGUGCAGGGGCUGCCUGCCAUCCAUAUUGACAUGGGCGAGGAUGGCGGUGUAAUGUAUUUGUCCUUGCAGCAGGGUACUAACCCAACAGCUUCACCGCAUCAUUCCAAAUACACAAGCCUCCAGGCCAAAUGAAGGCCUGUAGCUGGACAUGCAAGUUCCCUUGGGGAGUCACUCAGUCAAGGGUCAUGAGGAACAUCCCUGUCCAUGCCCUCUGCAAUGUCUCAUUGGAUUCUGAAUCUCAUACGUGAGGGGCUGACGAUCAUAAAAUAUAUCCAGCAGUUCCACAGCCAGGCGAUACACAUCCAACAAAGGAUUGCACUCUAAUCCAUCCUUACUUUGUACGAGCACAGAUAACUGGCCAGAUGGUUGGGUGCUGUUAGUUUAUAUUCUGAGAUAUACUCCUUUCUUAAAAGCUGUUCUUUCAGGGAAAAAAAACAACUGUCCAGACUGCCUUGCAAUGCAAUGUGCUGGAAUUCGUAUUUUCAACAUCGAUGCUUUUUGGGGAUGGUUGUCCUGUCACAAUUUAAACAGAACGCUCAACUCAUCUGUAAUGACCUGCUGGCAGUUAGGGCAGCAAUGAAGGUCCUGAGUCUCUGUCUGUCCUUGGUCUUGAUCGUGGCAGUGUUCAGGCCUGCUUUCUCAUACCAGUAGCUUUCUCUUGGUCUUUACUACCGUCAGUUGUGCAAGUCCCAAGUGGAGACUCAGGAAUACCGUUGCAUUCAGAUGUCGAAGGAUUCUUUAGUGCUGUUUCCGUAACAAUUUUGUUUGACCAGUCAGGGCUAUUAGCCCUGAGCUGAACCCCAGAACCUGGAGGACCAGUGGACCACUCUUAGUCUGGCCUCUACCCUUUGACCUGUUUGCCAUGGGUGACCCUACCAAGAGCCAAAGCACAAAGCCCUGAUUCCAGCCAACACAGCUCUCCAGGUCAUUGAGAUACACUAGCCUCCAAACCCUAUGACAAGGUCGUGCUCCUACUGGACGAUAGGAGAGUUUAUUUCCAAAGACAACUGAUCUCUGCCCAAUCAACCCCAUACAACAUUGGCACAUCCAUAACAUAGGAAAGGUAGCAACAACUAAGUGCAUUUUUAAAAUCCAUGGCACCAAACUCAGUCCAGUUGUUUAAAAUUUUAUAAUGCCCAACCUAUAGAUAACAGCCCCUUCAUAGCACACUAUGUAAAACCAAACGGUACUCAAACCCUCCUAGUUAUGGAAAACUACAGCAAACUGGUAACAUUGCAAGGAUUUGCAGUUCACCAACCUACAGUACAAAUCCAGCAAAUCCCCUUCCCCAUUGUAUGUAUGCCAUCUUGUCUCCUUCCUCUUCACUAAGUAAUAUUGCACUAAACAAAGUCCCAACACACCAUCACAAUUCCUCUCUGAUCAUUGGAGACCAGCUGUAGUAGAAGGUGUUUCUUUACGAUGAGAGGCUUCAUUGUUUUGAAUUUCACUGCAAUAAAUCCAUGUAAUGAAGUGCUUACCAAGCCCCUUUUGAUCUAUAGAAUUUCCCUGAUCAAACCCAGAUUAAUGGUAUACUUGUUCAGUGUGCUAAACGCCUCCCACUGUAUGCAAUUAAUCUUGCUCUAUACCAAAUCCCCUUCAGUUGGUACAAUCCCUCUGUACUAACCAUCCUCUCACUUUUAUUGUCUUUCAUCAUGUAAAUUCUUGAUUAUAUUUUCUUCCUGCUCUGUCUUCAGGAUUAUUACCUGACGGUGUUCAUUUCCUCUCUCUGCGUAGAUUGAAUUUUCAUUUCUGCAUUAGCUUUACUGGCAGCUCUUAAAGUUGUUUGUUCCUGUUCCUUUUUAUGCAUCUUUGGAGGACAGGUAUUCAAAAAGAAUUAAGUAAAUCAAGGGGAAAAAAAACACUUAAAUAGCCUGUGUAGGGAAAUUGAGCCCCAAGUCAUUACAUGAAUAGCCAUGCCUAGAUACACUGGUUACAAUUUAUGUUUGGAAACAAGAGUCUCUUAUUAACUUCAGCUGCUCCUGGCUCCAAUUAUUCAGGCUGCUAACAAUCCAAGCUGCCACAACACUACUGAAUUAUUUCUUGCUCUUUGUGCUUUGUGACUUGCAACACCGUGUUGGAUGUGCUUGCCUGGAUAAUUGAAGUACGAAAAUAGCAAGUCAUAUAUUCAGCAACUAAGAAUCUGAAUCUAACUCAGCCUCUGUCUUCAGCAUCGCCCGAGAAAGGAACAGCUUGUGAAAGAUCAGAAAGAGUCGCGUCUUUUAAUGUUUUAACUGGAGUUUGAUAACAUGCAGCAGGAUAAAAUUCUCACUUCAGAGAUGGUGUCUACUGUGUAUCUAUUUAAAGAUUACGAGCCCUUUUCUUAGAAGCUGUGUGCUCAUAGAGUUUAUAAAGUUAUUCACUGUAAUAGCUUUGACAUGACUAUUUAAUGAGAAAUUUAUUCCAUGAAUGAUAUUCAGGCUUAUGUAUAAUUUUACUUUUUUGCAAUAUUAAAUAUUUGAAAUUGAAAGUGAGAGAUAGAGUACUGUUUAAUAUUCAGAGGAUGUUGUAUCAUUGCCCAGAUCUCAGGGUAGG
Messenger RNA from Mobula hypostoma (lesser devil ray), 4715 nucleotides. RefSeq names its product low density lipoprotein receptor class A domain containing 3 (gene ldlrad3). Gene Ontology annotation, molecular function: protein binding. The record is from RefSeq and is a predicted model, not a curated record. The transcript is spliced from 6 exons. NCBI's taxonomy places the organism in Eukaryota, Metazoa, Chordata, Chondrichthyes, Myliobatiformes, Myliobatidae. Gene Ontology annotation, cellular component: plasma membrane. Gene Ontology annotation, biological process: receptor-mediated endocytosis. The coding region runs from base 497 to 1495 and encodes 332 amino acids.